Molecule: messenger RNA, 456 nt
Organism: Trichobilharzia szidati
Lineage: Eukaryota; Metazoa; Platyhelminthes; Trematoda; Strigeidida; Schistosomatidae
Source: the annotation of a GenBank genome assembly
AUGUCCAAUCUAAUUCACCGUGUUUUCAGCAAUUAUAGCUUUGAUGGGCAAUUCUUAGACAAGGAGGGUUGUAAGCUGUUGUUUAUUGAGCUUUAUGGGAGGAAACCAAACAAGGAAGAGAUGCAAUUGCUUACAUCGUCUUUUGAUGUAAAUUCCAAGGGAGAGCAUGUCGGUGUAACAUUUAAUGGUAUUCUUUCUUCCAUUCAGUUGUUCCAAAGAAAUUUCGCAAAGAAUGCUUUACAUAAUGAAGAACAGAAACGGUUAUCAUUUGAUUGCCUUGAUCUUAAUUCGAAGGAUUUUGUAAUGAUGGAUGAUUUAUACCAGUUGUCAAAUAGACAUAUACCAGCUUUACCGACUGCUUUGUUCCGCGUCGUAUUUAGGGAAUUUGAUGAAGACUGUGAUAAGCGGGUUUCAUAUGAAGAUUAUCGGGUUGCUGCAGGAUUGGGUUCAGGAUGA